AUGAAAGCCUCUAGCGUGAAGUCCCUGGAUACUGCCUCACCGGUGGCUAAGCCAACAUGGCUGGCUGAGGGUCUUCUUCUUCUUAACCAAGAAAAGCACAACAAAGGUACAGUUAUGUCUAAACCAAUGGGUUCCCGCAUACUCAUUAGCAGACUUCUUCUCCUUAACUUUCUUCUUCUUUGGCAACUUGGCAAUGGGGCUACUUCCGAUAUUGGCAUUAAAGCUGCAGUUGAUACCAAUCAUACCACUAAUAUUGGUAAUCUUACAGCUGAUGAAGGUACAAAUUAA
This is a messenger RNA of Dovyalis caffra, 288 nucleotides long. NCBI's taxonomy places the organism in Eukaryota, Viridiplantae, Streptophyta, Magnoliopsida, Malpighiales, Salicaceae. The record is from the annotation of a GenBank genome assembly.